Molecule: messenger RNA, 1399 nt
Organism: Megalops cyprinoides (Indo-Pacific tarpon)
Lineage: Eukaryota; Metazoa; Chordata; Actinopteri; Elopiformes; Megalopidae
Gene: dhdds
Product: dehydrodolichyl diphosphate synthase
Exons: 9
Coding region: 63-1064 (333 amino acids)
Biological process (GO): polyprenol biosynthetic process
Cellular component (GO): endoplasmic reticulum; dehydrodolichyl diphosphate synthase complex
Molecular function (GO): ditrans,polycis-polyprenyl diphosphate synthase [(2E,6E)-farnesyl diphosphate specific] activity
Source: RefSeq, a predicted model, not a curated record
CGCACUCCUCACGGAAGAAGACGUCAUCCUACAGAUAAACCGUUUGUACCCAGAAGCGCAAGAUGUCGUGGAUUCGAGAAGGGGAACUGAGCCUCAUCGAACGGCUCACAGCCAAUAUUCUGAAGGCCGGGCCAAUGCCCAAGCAUGUGGCCUUCAUCAUGGACGGAAAUCGCCGCUACGCCCGCAAGCGGCACGUGGAGCGGCAGGAGGGACACACGCAGGGCUUUGACAAGCUGGCAGAGACUCUGCGCUGGUGUCUGAACCUGGACAUUCGGGAGGUGACGGUGUACGCAUUCAGCAUUGAGAACUUCAAGCGCUCCCAGGAGGAGGUGGAUGGGCUGAUGGAACUGGCCAGACAGAAGUUCAGCCGGCUGCUGGAGGAGCAGGAGAAUCUGGAGAAGCAUGGGGUGUGCAUCAGAGUGCUGGGAGACCUCGCCCUGCUACCCCAGGACCUCCAGCUGCUCAUCGCCAAGGCCGUCGUAGCCACCAGGACACACAACAAGUGCUUCCUGAAUGUGUGCUUCGCCUACACCUCCAGACAUGAGAUCACCAACGCUGUGAAGGAGAUGGCGUGGGGCGUGGAGCAGGGCCUGAUCAAAUCCAGUGACAUCUCGGAGUCCCUGCUGAGUAAGUGUCUGUAUAGCAGCAGCUCUCCUGACCCGGACCUGCUCAUCCGCACGUCCGGGGAGGUGCGACUGAGCGACUUCCUGUUGUGGCAGACGUCCUACUCUUGCCUGGUGUUCCAGUCCGUGCUGUGGCCAGAAUACUCUUUCUGGAACCUGUGUGAGGCCAUCCUGAAGUAUCAGCUGAGUUAUGCAUCUCUGCAGAAAGCUCGAGACUUGCACCGGGACCAGCAGACCCGUCAGCAGCUGGAGGCCGAUCACUGCUGUGUGGUGGAGCUGCUGUUGCAUCAUGGGAAGGCAGCAGACACCCAGAGCAGACAGGAUCACCUGCUGAGCUACACGGCGGCCCGAGAGGGCCGGGUACGAGACUUCCUCAGCGCCCUCCAGCACAAGAGGGACAGUUUCUUCACCGAUCUGACCGGACUGACCGCUCUUGCCUAGCCCACACUGUAGCAUCUCAGAGGGGGGCCACUCAGCCCGGUGGUUGUGUGUAUAUAUAUACGUGAAAUGAGAAGGCUUUUUACCCCUAUGGGGCAAUGGAAUAUUUAAUUUACUGGCUUAUAGAAGUUUGUCCAAAUCUGUAAUUUGUUAUGUUGUGUAAGACAUAUCAGAUGUGAUUGAUAUAAUGGUAAUGACCCUUGUUUUUGUGAAGAAAACUGUUUCUAUGGACAACCCAUACAUUUCUACACACAGGAGCAUGAAGCCAGCCAUUUAGGGUUUUAUAAGACAAGAAACUGAUCGAUGAAAAAAAAAAAAAAAAAAAAAAAAACUUGAUG